UAUUAAUAAAAGUAUUCCACAAUGUAACCCAACUACUACCUGCUAAAAUUCAACCCUACUACAAUUUGUUAAAAUUCAAGUGAAUACUACUUGAGUCCCUACCAUAAAAAAGAAGAGCAACAAAAGUAUAGGUUUAAUCCUCCAAUGAAGAAAGAGCCACCAGGGAAGACUUGUAAUUGCCUGCCUACAUGGUGUUGUUGCUUUACUUGCUGUGAAUCUGGAAGGAAGAAGGGGAAGUGCUCAAGUCUUGGUUUGGGUUUCUUUCAGGAGUUGAUAAUGGAAAAAAAUUUGGUGAUGUCUCAAAGAAAGCUUGAGAAGAUAUUUGCGCAGUGGGUAGUGUUCAUAGCAGCUAUAAAUGAUGGAGAGUGGUGGAGUUCUGACUCGCAAUGGAUACACCGCGAAUGAAAUCCCGAAUAGAGCUCAAGUAUAAACUCUAGUCGGGUGCAGUAUGUAACACCCCACCCUAAAACUAAUGGGUUGAACCAAUAGUUCACCCGCACAACGGAAUCUCUAUCGGGGUUACUCAAAAACUCAAUUGUUUACUACUACUAACAUACAUACCAACAUCAUUAUAAUCCAAAAUCAAAAUAAUCAAUUCUCAAAUUACUCAUAAUAUACCAAAAAUCACCUCGAUCUAGUUCAUUCCUUUCAUGUAAACAAAAUCAGAGUCUCAUUCAUUGCUAUGCUCCUUACGGUACCAUCUACUAUGCAAUACCCAAAUCAUCAACUCAUAAAACAUAAAUGAGAGUCAUUUCAAAAUAUGGGAAAACUUCAAAACCAAUUCUCCAUCGAUCAUUGUGCAGUGCCAGAGUUCCUCUCAAUUCAUUUAGAAGCUCAUUCCUCUCUCGUUUGAGCUCGGAAUUCGAUUUCGUCGACUCCGUGACGCUCCUGGAGACGAGCUCUACGCAUCGGUACUAAGCUUUGGGAUUAUUGUCGCAAUUAACGAUUUCGACGUCUACGUCAGGAUUUACGAAGGCCCUCCGACGAGCCUCUUACAAGCUUCGAAAUUGAUUUCUGACUCCAUAGAUCGAUUUCUAGAGGUCCUAUUACCUAAACCCGACCCUCAGAAGCUGUGUUUUCCUUUCUUUCUUUUCCCCUUUAUUUUCUUCCUUUUCUUUUAGUUGCUGAUGUCAAAAACGAUGAAGAGAAGGGAGCUUUAAACUUUCGUACAUUCAACCUCCCUCUCUCUCAAUCCUAUCCGUUGCACCAGCAUUAAAUCCCUGCUGGAAGGCCGCCUUCUAACUCUGCAGUCGUUCACGAGGAGAGGAGGGGGAUUCAAAUCCCCAAGUCGGCUGCCGCUUGAAAACAUGUAUAUCUGCAGAAUGCAGCUUGAGUCGACGUUGCUGCCUCUCCGAUUGAAACGGCGACCUCCAAGAUUAAGGCUACUGCAGGUGUAGGGACGCAAUUACUAGUAUUGAAAAGAAUGGAAAGACUUUGGUAUCGUUUGUAUCGUUUAGUCCGGGAUGUUGCACAGUAUAGGGCAUGUAUGUUUUAAUUGUCAAACCUAGGUUGGUCCAUGUACCCCUACUUCAAUCGCUUAAAUUGUUAUCUAGAAAACGAUUUUGGGUUUAAAACUAAGAAAACUACAAAAUAAACAAACAAGUAAAGUAAAUCGAGGUUGUCCCAAUGAGAGAAGAAUUCACCCGGGUAUUGCUCCCCCUAUCAACAUAUCAAGAUCGACCAAAUCGAAUGCAAAUGUGUCGAGGUGUGUUCAUACGCCGUAGGAGGACGCAACAAGUGAAGGAAACAUCGCUCUCUUAAUCAAUCGGUUAAGGAAAACAAUUAAGCUAGGAACCUUAGCUCUCUCCAUCAAUGGAUUAAGGAUUGCUACAAUAAACUUGGGAGUCUAGCUCUCUUAACCUUUCGGCUAAGGAUUGCAACAAUAAGCUAUGAGUCGUAGCUCUCUUAACCGAUUAAACUAAGGGUUGCAAGAACUAAUGCCUCGGAACUUAAUUCGGACGGCAAAGUAACACCCAAGUUAAAGUGCUAAAUCAAAGCUUGAGGUUUUGCCUAAUUUUCCCUAGGUAGGUGACUCAAUUGGCCAAGAAAUCCAGCUUAUCAAAGCCUCCUAACAAAAAAGGGGAAUUCCCUCUACUCAGGUUAAAUUGGCAUAAUAAUGAGAAAUGAAAAACACAACCCAAGCAUCAUGAAAAUACCUCAAACUUUGCAUUAAACACAAACCCACACACAUAGCAUUCAAUCCAUACAAUCUAUAUCACCUAUUUCAAGCUAGGGUUCACAACACCCAAGUGAAGAGGUAGGUUAAUCUAUAUCUAGGUAAGGGAAAACAACAAAAAGAAGAGAAAGAACCAUAAAGAGAUGACUAUCUUCCUUCCUUGUUGCUUGAGUCUCACUUGAGAGGUAAGAAUUUUCACUCCUCUAGCUUGAAGAAAGCCCAAUCUCCUUCUUCCUCCUUUGAAUGGCACUUUCUCUCUCUAGCUUUGAAAGAGAAACCCUAAAAUCUCACUAGAAACCCUCUUUUAUUCUGAAAACUAAAAACCUACUAAAAACUCUCUAUCUCUCUCCCAACAUCCUUCUAUUUAUAGAGCCUGAUAGUCACUUUUCGCGAUCACUGUUCACGGCGUGACAUCGGCCCGAAACACAUAGUUUUUGGUCCAACUUCACGGUCUGGGGUGAUUUUUCACGAUCCAGCGACCGUGAUCCAGUUGAGGUCCGUUGAGGUGCACAAAACUCUUUGGAAUCAUCGCACUUCUUGCCCACGAGUUUUGACUUUUCUUCACUUUUUCGCGCUUUUCGACCUCCAGUCGACCUAAAACUCAUCCUCAACCUUCCCACAUGUGUAAAAACAAGCGCAACCUAGGUCGAGGGACGAUGAAAUUCCAAGUCAAAUGGACAAGAAAUGAGGGGUAAAAUGUGUACUACUAGACCCGUAUCAAGAUCCGUAGGGGCAAACUCUGCUUCACUUUUCAAAAGCAAUUCAUGUCAUAACUGUGUCAAAACAAGCGCAACCUAGGUCGAGGGACGAUGAAUUCCAAGUCAAAUGGACAAGAAAUGAGGGGUAAAAUGUAUACUACUGGACCCGUAUCAAGAUCCGUAGGGGCAAACUCAUCUUCACUUUUUAAAAGCAAUUCACGUCAUAACUUUUGCCCCGCUUAACUUUUCAAAAGCAAUUCAUGUCAUAACUUAUAAGUUGUGGCCUAUGGAUAUGAUGACCUGCGACCUUUCCUUCUAAACCUACAACUCAUGUGAUGGACCCCAAAUUAAAUUUUUUAAUUUGAUGAAAGUGUUCCCAGAUACUCCAUGCUAAAAACCUGCACCAAUUACUCCAGAUCACCUCGACCACUACCGAGGUCAAUCACCCCGGGUCACCUUGGGGUCACUCCGACCACCACAAGUCUCCUUGGGGUCAUUCCGGCCACCCUGGGGUCAAUCAACUCGGGUCACCUUAGGAUCAAUAAGGCCACCCCAGGGUCAAUAACCUCGAGUCACAUCAACCACCUCGUGGUCACUCGGCCAACCCAAGAUCAAUCACCUCGAGUUACCUAACCCACCCAACCCCAGGGUCACUACGGCCACCCCGGGUUAAUCACCUUAGGUUACCCUGGGUUCACCUAGCCCACCUCGGGGUCAAUCACCAUGGGUCACCUUGGGGUACGCCGACUACCCGGGGUUACUCUGACCACCCUAGGGUCAAUCACCUUGGGUCUCUUAGCCCACCCCAGGGUCAAUCAGUCUGGGUCAUCUUGGGGUCACUCCGGCCACCCCGGGGACAAUCUUCUCGGGUCACCUUGGGUCAUUUCGGCCACCCCUGGGUCAAUCACCUCGGGUCACCUAGCCUACCCCGGGGUCACUCCGACCACCCUGAGGUUAAUCACUUCAGGUCACCUUGGCCAACCUAGGAUCACUCUGACCACCCUAGGUCAAUCACCCUAGGUCACCUUGGGGUCAGUCCGACCACCUCGAGUCCUCUUGGGGUCAUUCGGGCCACCUUGGGGUCAAUCACCUCGCAUCACCUAGGGAUCAUUCAGGCCACCCAAGGGUCAAUCACCUCGGGUCACCUAGCCCAACCCGGGAUCACUCUAGCCACCUGGUGUCAAUCACCUUGGGUUACCCCCGGGUCACCUAGCCCACCCCGGGGUCAAUCACCCCGGGUCACCUUGGGUCACUCUGACACCCUAGUUCUAUCACCUUGGGUCACAUAGCCACCUUGGGGUCACUCCAACCACCCUAGGGGUCAACCACCCCAGGUCACCUCGACCACCUUAGGCUCACUCCGCCCACCCAGGACAGUCAACACCCUUGGGCACAUACCCCCUCACAUGUCCCCUCUCCAUACCACCGAGUACAAGAGGAAGACACAUACCUCCUUCAUGCUCUCCUUGAUGCCUCUAUAAAAGGCCACUUCAUUUCCAGAUUGUGGUAAGCAAAAAAUCCCCUUGCCUAUGCUCGAGAACUCUUGCUAUGAUUAGCGCAGAUAUUCAUUCUCAACUCCAUUCCCUCAUCUUCCCUUUCGAGAUCAUAUUCCUCCCACUCAACCCACCCACUAACUUGAGCGUUGGAGAGUGUCCGCGCCGAGAUUGGCCGACGGACCCUUUUUGUAGGGGACAACCAGAGCUGACAUCACGAGAGAAGUUCAUGGUGAAAGGUGGUCAUCGACCGACUCUGGUGCCAAGCAUAAAAAAACUCAACGUCGACUACAACCCCGACAUCAACAUCAUGUAACACCAUAUAAGUUUCAGAUCCACCAUUUUGCCUUCAAUCGAACAAACAUUGUGCUAUAAAACAAAUGCAAUUCCAUUGACACUUGCUCCUAAAUCCGCCAAGAUUUUCUAUGUGAUGGUUACCAAUACUAAGAGGAAUAGUGAAGCUACCUGGAUCGGGUCGCUUCUUGGGAAACCGGUUGAGGAUGAAGGCCGAGCACAAUUCAUGUAACACCCUACCCUAUACGUUUUGCCUAAUCAUAUUGUUCAUACAAUUGCAGCGGAAAUAAUCUCGGGUGUUACAUUAAUUAUCAAAAUUUACCAAAAUAAAAUUUCGACAUGAAUUAAUCGCGUAAUGGGCUAACAGUUCUUGUAACUAAAACCUGCAAAAUAAUUUAUCUGAAUCCACGCAUUCAAUGACAAACAUAUAUACUAACAACCAUAUACAUAGACUUUCAUAGCCAUAGUCACAGUUUCAUACUACACAACUGCAUACCAAACUUAUACAUACCAUAAUCGUCACAACUUACACAGUUACACAACAUAUACACAUAUCAUCAACUUUCCACACCUGUGGAUAUCUCACACUAGAUCAGAAGCUAGUAUGCACAUGAAAAACGUUCUCAAAACAUUUUUACAAAAAGGUGUGGAUCACUGGCCAAAAUCCCGAGUAGUAGUCCAAGCACAGAAUAGUUGAAGACCAUACCUCAUCCUGGCUUCAACUCUAGCUCAGCUCCCACCUAUACACCUAUCUACUGUUGCUGAUGAUGAUGAUCUGCUUACACAUGGCAUAAGCAGAGAAAAAGGAUAAAGAGGGUCAGCUCAU
Linum trigynum is the source of this 5487-nucleotide messenger RNA. Lineage: Eukaryota; Viridiplantae; Streptophyta; Magnoliopsida; Malpighiales; Linaceae. The record is from the annotation of a GenBank genome assembly.